AUGACUUCAGCCUCUUCACCGGGACCAAAACCCACGACGGUAGCAGGAGGCUGCUUAUGCGGCGCCCUCCGCUACGAAGCGACCUUCUCAGACACCCACGACUUCAACGCCAACGCCCAGACGUGCCAAUGCACCCAGUGCCGCAAGCAAUCCGGCGCCCUCUUCGUCGCCUUUCAGCGCGUUCCCUGGCCUAUGAAGUGGACGUCUCUCAAAGGCACAUCAACGCUACGCGAGUUCAGCAUCACACCCAUGGCGAAGCGAGGGUUCUGCACAGAAUGCGGCUCGUGGCUUUACUACCAGAGCGAGGGGGAGGAGUGGGGUAGUAUUUGUCUUGGGACGCUUGACCAGGAGGCUCUCAUCGGGGAAAAGGGUCAGAAGGGAGGGUUUGGUGCGAUACUGGCGAGUGGUUUGGGUGGGCAUGAAUGGUGUGAGAAUGAGAUACCUGGCGUGACGGAUGAUAUUCCCAUGCUGAGGAGGGGACAGAGGAAUCAGCAGAAUGGCAGUGAUGCUGUCGUCGUGAAGGCUAAGCUGUGA
Messenger RNA from Colletotrichum tamarilloi, 534 nucleotides. Its product is annotated as glutathione-dependent formaldehyde-activating enzyme. Gene Ontology annotation, molecular function: carbon-sulfur lyase activity. The coding region runs from base 1 to 534 and encodes 177 amino acids. The record is from RefSeq and is a predicted model, not a curated record. Lineage: Eukaryota; Fungi; Ascomycota; Sordariomycetes; Glomerellales; Glomerellaceae. The transcript has a single exon.